CCAAAUAAUUCCCUCUUCCAUUUUCAUUUUUGGGUACUUUUGUUGCCCUAUAUUUUCUCUCCCUAAACUACCAAGAGAAGCCAUGGCUAAUGCAGCUUCUGGAAUGGCUGUCCAUGAUGACUGCAAGUUGAAAUUUCUGGAGUUGAAGGCUAAAAGAACUUAUCGUUUCAUAAUAUUCAAGAUCGAGGAGAAACAAAAGCAGGUUGUCGUGGAAAAGCUUGGCGAGCCAACUCAAAGCUACGAAGAUUUCACUGCAAGCCUCCCUGCUGAUGAAUGUCGAUAUGCUGUAUAUGAUUUCGACUUUGUGACAGCUGAGAAUUGCCAGAAAAGCAGGAUUUUCUUCAUUGCAUGGUCUCCAGACUCAUCAAGGGUGAGAAGUAAGAUGAUUUAUGCAAGCUCGAAGGACCAUUUCAAGAGAGAGUUGGACGGUAUUCAAGCAGAGCUGCAGGCAACUGACCCGACCGAGAUGGGACUCGAUGUUAUUAGAAGCCGCUCCAAUUAAAUCGGAGUCUCCAAGCAAGAAUAAUGGAGGUAGUGAAAUGUUAAUAGGUGGUGGUUGGGGUGUAUGAUUUUGGUUUGUUGUUCAAAUAUUACUUUCGAGUCUGUCUAGAACAAUUUUAGCGAUUUCCAUUUAAAUCUUAUGAUUUUGUUAUGCAUGCGUGAGGUUGACGGAAUUUCUUACAGUUGGGUAUCUAAUAC
Hibiscus syriacus is the source of this 699-nucleotide messenger RNA. RefSeq names its product actin-depolymerizing factor 2-like. Gene Ontology annotation, biological process: actin filament depolymerization. Bases 83 to 502 code for a protein of 139 amino acids. The transcript has 3 exons. Gene Ontology annotation, cellular component: cytoplasm; actin cytoskeleton. The record is from RefSeq and is a predicted model, not a curated record. Gene Ontology annotation, molecular function: actin filament binding. NCBI's taxonomy places the organism in Eukaryota, Viridiplantae, Streptophyta, Magnoliopsida, Malvales, Malvaceae.